CCUGCAUCAACCCUGAUAUUAUCGAUAUCAGUCCUUGCUUAACCACCCCCUCAACCUCCUGCCAUCGACACAACGCUGCGAAUACUCUAUCCUGUAUACAGUCAGCAACCAAAUCGCCCGCGAUGCCUACUGAUAAAGACUUCGAGGACCUCCGCCGACUCGGCUUCUCCGACUCUCGCCGCAUCAUCCAAGCGCUUCCCAAUCCUGGGGACCUAGAGGCGUAUUGUGCGUGGCUACAUGCCCGCAGCCAAGCCUUCCGCGCGCCGCCCAUCUCGUGCGCCGACUUUGUCGCCCAGAUCGACUCGGCCAACCUUAUGGACAAGACUGUUCGCAUCAAACUCACCAGGUCCGCGAUGGAGAACAUCCCGCCGGUGGUGCCUAUUGGCUCUGACAUUGAUAAUCUAUAUCGCCUCGUCGUCGACCCGUACCACCUCAUCCCGCAUGACCAGAACUGCAGCUAUAGGACGCUAGACGGCACUGAAGAGCUCAUGAGCGGCUGCAUACUCGGGGUCAAUACGACCAUUCAGCCGCGGGAGCCCGCCCUCCCCGUCAGUUGCCGCAAUGCCAAUCUCUCAGAGCGGUCAACGCGGUCCGCCGAGAGCGACGACGACGACACUCCCGGCUUCAUCUUCUUCCAGCUAGGGACACUACAGUAUGCGUGGCACAACCACGAGGACAACUGGUCCUCGGACAUUGCCGAAGAGGUAGCGGCUACCAUGGACGAUGACGACGACGGCAACGUCGACUGGCUAGAUACCGAGUUUUACCUGGUUGCUCGGCUGGGGCAGUCUGGACGCACCACCGGCGUCUAUGCCAUCUACAAUAUGUUCCAGACCUACGGCAAUAGCUGCUACCGGCGACAGAUCGUCCACGAUCAAUGGGGCAUCCUACCUCCUCUGUAUGGCGGCGGGGAGAGGCAGCAGUUCUCCAUGGCACGUAUCGGGGACACCCUAGGAUGUCUAGGGUAUGGGAAACCGCUUGUCCUGGAGGAAAAGGUCGAGCAUCCUGUCGAGCUCGUCCGGGUGAAGCCUUCGGGAAACGCCCUAGGUGCGAUUCGGCAGACGGUGGACGACACCGCGACAUUUAAUAGAAGCAUACAUUAACUCCCUACCGGACUCGAUGUGUAACGUGCGUGAUUGUGAGUGAAUAUAGCCACCUUCUAGUACGGUCCGCGGACUUGUUAUAUCGCCUUACCCCUAUUUACCUAUCCCCUAUUUACCUUAGUCAGGACUAAGUUAGUAAGUAGGGAUAAGAGCCCGAGAGAUUAAAAGAAGGACAACGUAGCUAUAUCUAGUUAUUAGAGCUUUUUAGCUUUACGAACGAUAGCUUAGAACCUAGAAGAAUUAAGCUUUUCCUACUAAGUCUUAUCUAUC
Molecule: messenger RNA, 1373 nt
Organism: Durotheca rogersii
Lineage: Eukaryota; Fungi; Ascomycota; Sordariomycetes; Xylariales; Xylariaceae
Exons: 1
Coding region: 123-1103 (326 amino acids)
Source: RefSeq, a predicted model, not a curated record